Molecule: messenger RNA, 3135 nt
Organism: Pimephales promelas (fathead minnow)
Lineage: Eukaryota; Metazoa; Chordata; Actinopteri; Cypriniformes; Leuciscidae
Gene: fosl1a
Product: FOS like 1, AP-1 transcription factor subunit a
Biological process (GO): regulation of transcription by RNA polymerase II
Cellular component (GO): nucleus
Molecular function (GO): RNA polymerase II cis-regulatory region sequence-specific DNA binding; DNA-binding transcription factor activity, RNA polymerase II-specific
Source: RefSeq, a predicted model, not a curated record
UCGUGAACACUUGGAACCACCAGUCCGGUAAAGAACAGAACUGUGUUAUAUAUAUUGUAAAACUAUAUUUUUGCAUAUUUUAUUCUAUCGCUGUAUGUAAUAUGAACAUUUUGAACGUUGACAGAAACUUCUAGAUUCCCCCAGGAGUAUCGUGGUGGAGUCUACCGACUUCCCGCAAAACGGUGGAUUUUUAACUUGCUUUCGAAUUUAGCAUGAACUGUCAGUGAUAUAAGUAGGAGGAACCUUUUGGGAAGCAGACACAGAAAAGAAAGCAGCUACACAGAGUUUCACAGACUUGGACAACAGCUUUCCGUGGAUUACUAAAGAGUAAACGGCAUACAUGUACAACUACGGAAACUUGGGCAGAGGAAUCGACCGGACCUUCCCAGAUAGCAGCUCUGGAUCAGGCUCGAGCUCUGCAUCUCUCACUACAACCACUGUCACAACUCAACAACAACAGCAGCAACAACAACAACACCACCAUCAACAACACAACAACAACAACAACAGAAGUAUUCUGUGGCCGGUUCCAGUCAGUUUGUGCCCAGUCUCAAUGCUGUAACUUCAAACCAGGACCUUCAAUGGAUGCUUCAGCCGUCCCUUCUGGGCACGCCGGGGCCAUCCAGGGCACUUCGAACAUCUUACUCACUGCCACCAAGAAUCCCAUCUAUGAAUCCUCAACUUACUCUAUCACAUCAAUCCCGACCAGGUGUUAUUAGAGCAGCUGCAGCUGUCGACAGCUCAACAAGAAGCAGAAAUAAUGAACAUCUAUCCACUGAGGAACUUGAGCGGCGUAGAAUUAGAAGGGAACGUAACAAAAUGGCUGCGGCUAAGUGCAGGAAUCGUCGACGCGAACUGACGGAAACAUUGCAAAAUCAAACUGACAAGUUAGAGGAUGAAAAAUCACGUCUGCAGAAGGAGAUUGCUGAGCUUCAGAAGCAAAAAGAAAAGCUUGAGUUGGUCUUCGAGGCCCAUAAACCCAUCUGCAAAGUCCAGGACUCUGACUCAGACUCUGACUCCAACAGUGACCUCCCAUCACUAAGUGGAAUCAAGAUUGAGCCUGCAGACCCUGAUCUUCCUGGACCCUCUGGAGAAUUAAAGAGUUAUGCCAAGCCUAAUAAACCCAAACCCAAAAUUACCAUCCCACCUCCAGCUUCAGCCUCCACUGUUACCAGCGCACCUCUAGAAUCAGAGUCUCUUCAUACUCCUGUCCUCAUCUCCACUCCAUCUCUGACUCCCUUUUCUGCCAGCCUGGUCUUCAGCUACCCCUCUUCUUCAAUGGAUAUCAGCUCAGUGACUUCAUCCCAAGCCCUCAGUCUUGCCCCCUCUCAACACGGUACCAGCCAGCUUUCUCGUAACCCUGAGCCGUGUGGUGUCGCUCAUCGCCGCAGCAGCAGCAGCGGGGAUCAGUCCGAUCAUUCCCUCAACUCACCAACCAUCCUCACCCUUUGAUUUCUCAACGCGUUUAUGACUUCCAAAAGUGUCCUUACUACUACACGCAAACAUAAGCAAGUACUUUUACCUGUGUAUUCUGUUUACCUUUAUUAAUGGCUAUUAUCAAGUCACUUAUAUGCUUUAUAAGAAUACAGAAGCAAAAGUUAAAAGGUGAUGUGUGUAAUGGUUUUGACUUGAAAUGCUUUCCCCUGUCCCAGCUUAAUAAGGAGACAUCUAUGCCAUUCGUUGGCUGAUCAGUAAUACUGGCUAAACCAGGGGCAGGAACAAUCUGUUAGUCCAAACAAUGGAAGACAGUGUGAUUUGGUUCGGAAACGGCUUGAAAAUGGUCCUUUAUUUUUGCCAUUUCAUUUGGUUAGAAUAGAGAAAUUACACACUUCACCUUUAUGCAUGUGUAGUCCAAAAUGAGAGGUAAAAUCACCUUUCAUAUGAAGUAGACUGAAGUCAUCACAGCACAUACUGUAUUUAUAUAUAUAUACAACACUGAAAAGAAAACUGACUGACAUUAAAGCCCAUAACGCUUGACUGUAGUGGCUUUAAUAAUAUUAUUAUUUGAUAUAUUAAUUUAUUUUAGCUACAGAUUUAAUAUAUCAUUGAUGGUACAAUCACAGUUAAAAAUCUGGCCUACUAGCAAGUUUCUAUGAGAGUUAGUGAGAGCACAACCAUUAUGCCUUUCAGGAAGGGAUGUUUAAAGCAAUUUUUAAUGAGUGUCUAUUAAGUUAUUUAUUAGUAUGUUCAUUUUAGAAAUGUUAUGGUUUUAAUUGAUGGAUCUAUUCUAAAUUUGUAUUGGUUAUACUGUCUUUAUAUGCACGUUUGUGGACUUACACAGCCAGCGUAAUGCUAUUUCUUUGUCGUGUCAUUUUAUGUUUUUAACCUUGGUUUUAAGAAACAUAAUGUUAUAAUAACAUGAAUACGCUAGUUUUAAAGAAACCGAAGGUAUGCUGCCUACCUGCUUCUUUACAAACACCACAUCUCAGCACUGAGAAUGUACACUUCAAUGACCGAUUCACUGUUACACUGGUUAAAUUAUAUUUUAACUUCACUUCACUGAACACUUCAGUGGCUACACUACAGUGGGUUUUCCCUACAAGUACAAAAGUGAAUGAUUCACAGGCCAGUAGAAGUAAAUUAUUAAGAUAGACUCUUUAUACUCUAUUGGAUAAACUAUGUUAGAUUCUACUAUUGCUUGACCACAUAUAGUUUUGUAUUUAUUUUUUGAAAACAAGAUAUUUUUUAAAUACUUUUUACUGGAAACAUGUUGCAUGCUGUUUAACCUCAAAUAAACAAAUACUGAAAAUAUGUGCUGCUAUUAAAUACACAUUAUUAUGACUUCGGAGAUGUUUUGUAAGAAUAAUAGUGCCUUGAAAUUAGGAAUUACAUUUAUUUCUAUUCUGUAUGACAUUCAUAUAUGGCCCCUUCAUAUGAUUAUUUGUAGCUGUAAUGUUAUUUCAAGGGGCACACAGCGACAGAUAUAAGCAAUAAAGUAAAUGCUUAGUAAGUUACAUAAUGGAAAGUGAGCAGGGGUAUGAGGAGGGGUUAAGCGUUUCCUCAUAGGAUGUCAAAAAAAGUUCAAUGAGUCACAAACACAUUUCCUCUGAACUAGAAACAAUUGUUAAACAUUCUCCUCUAACAGUUGAUCUUAAUGUGAUGUUUUGAAAGAAUAAACAAGAAUCUCAGGACACA